Molecule: messenger RNA, 3098 nt
Organism: Brassica napus (rape)
Lineage: Eukaryota; Viridiplantae; Streptophyta; Magnoliopsida; Brassicales; Brassicaceae
Product: adenine/guanine permease AZG1-like
Exons: 2
Coding region: 396-2087 (563 amino acids)
Biological process (GO): transmembrane transport
Cellular component (GO): plasma membrane
Molecular function (GO): purine nucleobase transmembrane transporter activity
Source: RefSeq, a predicted model, not a curated record
UAUAAUGUGGUAAUAUUCUUUAGUUUAAAAUGAAUAAUUUAUAAUUAGGAUAUAAGAACUAUCUAUAUAUUCUGUAGUUGAAAAUUUGUUAGGAUUGUUAACCAUAUUGUAGUUAUCAUAUUUAUCAACAAUAACAAGAUUAUAGUAUACAAAUAAAUAAAAGCGAGGAAGACAGAGAAUCGUGAACACAUGGUUGCAUGAGAGAUACUUCUCUCCUAAAAGAUCCACUUCCUCUAAACCAGAAUCUUUCCUCUUUCUCUAAUCAUAUCAAAUCUCCCUAUAUAUACACACGCACAAACACAUUGAUAUAUAUAUAUAUAUAAACACCCUGAACUCUUCACUAAAUUACAAAACUAAAACAAAAGUUUGAACUCUUCUCCUGUGAUCUCUUUCCAAUGGAGCAAGAACUACCUUCUAGUACUAGACCCAAGCCCAAGCUACUUAACCGUCUCAACACCUACGUGGGCUCAAGCCGGGUCGGCAAGCGGUUCAAACUCGCCGAACGGAAUUCAACUUUCACGACGGAGCUCCGUGCCGGUACGGCGACAUUUCUCACCAUGGCGUAUAUCCUCGCCGUGAACGCCUCCAUCCUCUCCGACUCCGGCGGAACUUGCUCUGUUUCCGACUGUGUCCCCCUCUGCUCAAACCCAGCCCUCCUACCUUCCCAGUGUACCGGACCGGGUCUCAGCUUAAUCCAACCGGACAUAACAUGUAAAUUCGAUCCGGUUAAUCCCGGUUACGCAGCCUGCCUCGAAGUACUCCGAAAGGAUCUAAUCGUCGCCACCGUGGCUUCCUCCUUGAUCGGGUGUGUAAUCAUGGGACUGAUGGCGAAUCUCCCUCUAGCGUUAGCUCCUGGAAUGGGAACAAACGCUUACUUCGCUUACACAGCCGUCGGUUUUCACGGAUCCGGUUCAAUCUCGUACCAAACCGCUCUCGCCGCGGUUUUCAUCGAGGGGCUAAUAUUCCUCUUCAUCUCCGCCAUAGGCUUCAGAACGAAGCUAGCGAAACUCGUCCCUAAACCGGUCCGAAUCAGCUCCUCAGCCGGUAUAGGACUCUUCCUCGCCUUCAUCGGUUUACAAAACAACCAAGGACUCGGUUUAGUCGGUUACAGCCCCUCAACACUCGUCACACUCGCCGCGUGUCCAGCCUCGUCACGUGCCUCGUUAGCUCCCGUUAUAACGUCGGCUAACGGAACCGUUGCUUUCGGUUCAGUUUCCGGCGAUAUCAUCUGCCUCCACGGGCGCAUGGAAAGCCCCACGUUCUGGCUGGGCAUCGUCGGGUUCGUGAUCAUCGCUUAUUGCCUGAUCAAGAACGUGAAAGGAGCGAUGAUCUACGGGAUCGUGUUCGUGACGGCGGUUUCGUGGUUCCGUAACACGGAGGUAACGGCGUUUCCGAACACAACGGCGGGAGAUAACGCUCACGAUUAUUUCAAAAAGAUCGUUGACGUCCACGUCAUCAAGAACACGGCGGGAGCGUUAAGCUUCUCGGGGAUAAGCAAAGGGCAUUUCUGGGAAGCGUUGGUGACUUUCCUCUACGUGGAUAUUUUGGACACGACGGGGACGCUCUACUCCAUGGCGAGGUUCGCCGGAUUCGUCGACGAGAACGGCGAUUUCGAGGGGCAGUACUUCGCGUUCAUGUCCGACGCGUCCGCGAUCGUGAUCGGAUCGCUUUUAGGGACGUCUCCGGUGACGGUUUUUAUUGAAUCGUCGACGGGGAUUAGGGAGGGAGGGAGGACGGGGCUGACGGCGAUCACGGUGGCGGUUUACUUCUUCUUCGCUAUGUUUUUCACGCCGCUGCUGGCUUCGAUUCCGGCGUGGGCGGUUGGACCGCCGUUGAUACUGGUGGGGGUGAUGAUGAUGAAGGCCGUGACGGAGAUCGAUUGGGGAGAUAUGAGGGAGGCGAUUCCGGCGUUCGUGACGAUGAUUCUGAUGCCGUUGACGUACUCGGUGGCGUAUGGGUUGAUCGGAGGGAUUGGGACGUAUGUUGUGUUGCAUCUGUGGGACUGGGGAGAAGAAGGUAUGGUGAAGUUAGGGUUCUUGAAAAGGAAAGUUGAUGAAGAAGAAGAAGAGGUUUUUUUUAAUGGAUAAAACGGACCAAACCCAGAGUACACAUCCCAAUGUCCAGCUACAUAAUCAAAAGGCCAGAAGCCCAAAAGCCAAAAGACAACAAACGGACCCAUUCAUCGGGCCGUCGGCCCAAACAUUAAAAGCAUGUGCGACGUCGGCCGAGUCACGCGUCAAGGAAGCUGACUGCUGGACACGUGGGAGCAUCUAUGCCAUCAGAACGACACGCGUCGCACCAGCCUCGACUUGACCGUCCCCGCCUCGACUCACCGCCGGAACCACAUAACCACAACUUCAUUUCGUCGGAGCUCAUAACCCGCAGAGCCUCCGCCGAAACCAUCUCUGUUCUUCCAAUUCUGUCUACCCGUCGGAGAGCUUCAUCGCUCUUGGAGAUCUCAUCCGACAAGGCCAAAGCUUCAACACUAGAGAGACAAACAAGACCCACUCGAUCCAUAAUCGAACCCCAAACUUUCAGAACCGCAACGAAAUACCUAAAGCCGGCGACGCAAAGCUGUUGUAGCCUUCACCCCCUGGAGACUAGAGCCGACGACGGUGAAGCUGAAGAAACUACCACCUCCCGGAAACAAAAGCCGGCGGCGACGGAGCUGUGGAAGCCUCUAUCUCCCGGAAUCAAAACCCACACUACGAGCGUCUUCACCACGCCAUAACCUCCAAGCAACCGCGUCUUCACUCCAAGAAAAGAGACACCAUGGGUGGUGGUUGGCCAGAGCUUAGACAAGGCGGACGCCGGAGACGACGGAGAGGAAACAAAGGCCGAACAAUUUUUGCUGAAGGACAACGAGCUUCGACGACGGCACGCACGCUCACGCGUCGGCCGUACGCCGAACCCAACUCUGAGAUCUACUUUCUCUCUCUUCUCUCUCUUCUCUCUUCAAAGAAAUCUACUACAUUGGUUUUCUUAGACGGGCAAAUUGAUUUAAGAAACAGUUUCUUAGAUGGGAUUAUUGAUUUAUUUCUCUUGAAGAUAUAAGAAAAAAAAAUGUAAAGAUGGGCAAAUUGAGCUUGGUUCUUGAA